Haliotis rufescens (red abalone) is the source of this 998-nucleotide messenger RNA. RefSeq lists its product as uncharacterized. Bases 8 to 706 code for a protein of 232 amino acids. The record is from RefSeq and is a predicted model, not a curated record. NCBI's taxonomy places the organism in Eukaryota, Metazoa, Mollusca, Gastropoda, Lepetellida, Haliotidae. The transcript is spliced from 3 exons.
AGUCGAAAUGAGCCUAUCUACUAUGAACACCGCUUUCAAAUAUUUCCUUUUUGAGGCGCGGAAACAGGACGGCACCCGGUACACGGCGGACACUGUACAUGGACUGUUUACCGCUCUUCACAGUGGCUUGAGGCUUAAAGGGCGAAAGGACAUUAAUUUGUUCGAGGAUCAACAGUUUGAAGAGAGCAGAACAUGUCUGGACGCUUUAAUGAAGGAACUUUCUAAAAAAGGACUGGGCAGCUCUGCCAGGAAGAAAACUGAAACUAUAUCAAUGGACGACGAAGAGCGCUUGUGGAGUAGCGGUUCAUUAGGCGAAGACGACCCUCAGCAACUUGUGGAUGCGGUUCUUUAUCUUACCGGUUUGCAUUUAGCACUGCGAGGAGGAAGAGAGCAUAGAGCGCUGAGGCUGUUCUCGAACCCCCAAAUAACAGGUCCCCACACUGACGAUAAUGGCAGAAAGUAUCUACUCUACACGGAAGACGCGUCAAAGACUAAUCACGGCGGCCUGAAGCACAGGAAGCUGGUACCGAAACAAGUCCGAGCGUAUGAGAACACAGACAGCCCUAAAAGAUGUUUUGUGCGUCUCUUUGAAAAGUACAGGUCUUUGUGUGAAUUAUGCAUCCUGUUACCAGAUAUCACUUCAGUGUGGCAGACAGAAGAUGUAGAACCGUGUACGAGAGGAAGAACUUGUAUCACAAUCAAGUGAAAGCUUUCACAGAAACUGUCGCGCUCGUGAAACCUUCCCGAGAUACACAGACUAAACCACGUAUUACCACUUCCUGGUGACCAUUCCCUGAGCGAGCAACGACAGAAGUUCGAAACCAUUUUGGAUUCCUUCUAUCAUAAAGCAUUGAUGGAGGGUAUCAGGGAAGAAAUCGGGGAAGCACCCAAGUGUCCUGGGUGUGAAACGGGUCACCCAUCACAAAGACAACACACUUGCCUAAAACCCCGAAGUGAAACGAGCGAGGUAGCAUGGUAUUUCGGCGACGUGUUGGGAA